Messenger RNA from Ilyonectria robusta, 426 nucleotides. RefSeq lists its product as uncharacterized. Bases 1 to 426 code for a protein of 141 amino acids. The transcript has 6 exons. The record is from RefSeq and is a predicted model, not a curated record. NCBI's taxonomy places the organism in Eukaryota, Fungi, Ascomycota, Sordariomycetes, Hypocreales, Nectriaceae.
AUGGAUCAACUAACUUUUACCGGAUUUCUCCCCGCUGGCGUAACAGGAAAAGAUGUGAAUGUAGUACUUUGCAGGUUAUUUGGAGACGCCGUCUUGAACUCCAUCAUAGAGUUCACAGGCUCUGAACAAACGUUAGCGAGCAUACCUAUUGACGACCGCCUGACCAUAUCGAAUAUGACCACAGAAUUUGGAGCUCUUGGUGAGAUUUUCCUCGUUGAUGAAAAGCUCAUCUCUUGGUACCGCGCUAAUGCCACCACCGCAGCUAUGAUGAACAGUCCUACGAGUGAGCGUAUCAACCAUGUGCGCAUUGGAGAACUGGAGGAGAAUAAGCUGGUAGCCGAUCUUGGCGCUGUCUACGCCAAGAAGCUGUCCACUUUGAGCCCUUUCGUCUCCGGUCCCAACAGUGUCAAGGUUGCCAUCCGCUGA